Molecule: messenger RNA, 1712 nt
Organism: Rotaria sordida
Lineage: Eukaryota; Metazoa; Rotifera; Eurotatoria; Philodinida; Philodinidae
Source: the annotation of a GenBank genome assembly
UUAUUCUUCGUGAAAUUGAUAUUAAUGUAAUUGGAAUAGCUAAUGUACGUCUUCAAUUACUUUAUACAACAAUAUUAUUUCUAUCUCGUGAAGCAUUUCGUCGUACAGUACCAAAAUUAAAUGAUUUAUAUUCCAUUCAUCAUUAUAUUAAUUUAAUAUGGUUCAUUAUUCCAGCUGGUUUAUUCAUAAUAUCAUUAAUACCACCAUUUACAUUAUUUAUUCAAACAGACAAUGCAGAAAAAUAUCCUUUUUAUUAUCAUGCAUGUUUAUUCUAUGCUCUAGCUGCAUUUAUUGAACUUUUAUCUGAACCAUUUUAUUUAUUAGCUACUGUUACACUUAAUUAUCAUAUUAAUAUUUAUAUUGAAAUGUUCGCUUCAACUCUAGGAUUUACAAUUCAAGCAAUACUAAUAUAUAAUAAUGGUGAAUCUGCACUUUAUUAUUAUGGUUUUGGUUAUAUAAUAUAUUCAUCAUUAAUAAUAUUAAGUUAUUAUAUUUAUUUUCUAAGUCGUAAAAAAGAAGAACGUAUUCGAUUAUUUCUAAUAUCAUCAUUAAAAGAUUUAAUUAUAAAACCAACACAUCCAUAUACUGAUCCGAAAUUAUCGAAUGAAACUGCAACAUUUUUUUGGCAAGGGAUUUUGAUGAAAUUUUUAACUGAAGGCGAAAGAUAUAUUAUGUCUUUAUUUAAUCUUUUUUCAUAUAAAGAACAAGCUAUAUUUGAUAUAAUUAAUAAUUUAGGUUCACUUUUACCACGUUUAAUUUUUUCAACAUUAGAAGAAAGUGCUUAUGCUUAUUUUCAACAAACAUUAUCAAGACCUAAAAUAACUAAAGACCAACAUAUGCAAGAUGAUCAAUUUCAAAAGAAACAAUUAUCAUCAUCACCAUCAGAGCAAAAAACAAUAAAAUUAAAUGCAUUAAUAUUUUGUAAUUAUUUACUUCGUUUUGUAAUAAUAAUAUCAUUAUUAGUAAUAACAUUUGGUUUUCCAUAUUCUCGAACCCUUCUUAAUAUAUAUGGUGGUACAAAUUUAAUUGAAGGUUCAGGUCCAGGACUUCUUCGUUUAUAUUGUAUAUAUAUAUUAUUUCUUGCUGUAAAUGGUAUAACAGAAGCAUUUUCUCAAGCAACAAUGUCAAUAAAACAAUUAAAAAAUUAUAAAAAUUUAAUCUCAAUAUUUGCAAUAAUUUAUCUUGGAAUAUUUUAUAUAUUAAUAAAACAAAUUGGUAUAUAUGGAAUAAUAAUAGCUAAUUGUUUAAACAUGUCAUUACGUAUAACAACAAAUUUAUAUUAUUUUAAUCAAUAUUUUGAUUCGACAAUUCAAUGGUCAAGAUCAUUUCAAUUUUCAUAUUAUUAUAUAUUAACAUUAGUUCUUUCAUCAUUUAUUUGUUAUUAUACUGAAAAAUGUAUUACACGUUUAAAUAAUUUACCACCAACAACAUUAUGUGCAUAUGUUAAUCAUAAAGUAACUUUAUGUAAACCAAUAACACGUUCAAAAGCAAUAUCAUGUGCACCAAUUACAUUUAAUCGUGCAACACAAACAUUAUUAGAUGAUCAAACACCACCAAUUAGUUUAUUACCAAUACCAGUUGGACUUGUUACACCAUUACCAUUAGCUUUAGAUACAACGGAUUGUCCUGUACCUGUACCUAUACCAAUACCAGUUCCAUUUCUACUUUUUUUUGUUGUUAAUGAUCAAAAAUUUCAAUAUUAUAAAUCAUAG